GCUGUUAAACCCAACCCCCCCACACGCGAUCAUUCGGACUCGUCUCCACCAGCUCCCGCUCCCCGAUGCCCAGCAACACCUCCCCCAGCUCCCUAUUCUGGCUGAACUUCAGAUACUGCCCCUCCUCCACCACGGCAUCGCAGUGCGCGCCCCACACGUCCUGCCGGAACUCCUUGACCUGGCCGGCCGAGGGCCUUCGCGGCGGCGGGGUUGGGCGCGGCGAGGAUCUCAGCGGCGGUGGCGGUGUCGCGCAUGAGGAGGGCUUUGUGGUACGUCAUGUACUGCUCGCUUGUGUUGAAAUGGUUUGUGGCGCCGGGGGCGGUGGGGGAGGGCUCGGUGAAGCGGGAGGGGAACCAUUGCUGGAGACAGCAUUCCUUUUCGGGCCGGUCGUAGCCGAAGAAGAAGACGUAUUUUUCCGUGAUCUUCGGAGGAAGGUCUUGGGCGUAUUGCAGCUCGGUGGGAGGAGGAGGGGAGGUUAUCGCCGAGCCAGCGGGGGCCUUUGCCGUCGCUUGCGGCGGAGAGAUGGGGGUUGGUGGACAUGGGUGGUGGUGUUUUGGGGCGUGAGGUGCUUGGGGUGUUGGGAGAUUUUGCGUUAGGGAGGUGGGGGUUUGUAGGGGAUAGAAGGGAAAACGAGGCAGGGGUAUAAGGUUGAUGUUUGGAUGUUUUGAGAUGAGGUCAUGGACCCCUCUUGAGAUUGGGGGUUUCUUUGGGCCGGGGUCUAGAGCGACGACACCAACGGCGGGAGGUUUAGUUUAGUGCGUCGUACCUGAGGGCAGAUAGCGAAUCAAAAGCGAUUGAAAUAGGUGCCUUUAUAGGUUGACAAAAUAGAUAGAAGUGAGCUUCUGGGUUGA
Molecule: messenger RNA, 851 nt
Organism: Mytilinidion resinicola
Lineage: Eukaryota; Fungi; Ascomycota; Dothideomycetes; Mytilinidiales; Mytilinidiaceae
Exons: 1
Coding region: 66-596 (176 amino acids)
Source: RefSeq, a predicted model, not a curated record